Messenger RNA from Schistocerca piceifrons (Central American locust), 492 nucleotides. Its product is annotated as cold shock protein 1-like. Gene Ontology annotation, molecular function: nucleic acid binding; zinc ion binding. Lineage: Eukaryota; Metazoa; Arthropoda; Insecta; Orthoptera; Acrididae. The record is from RefSeq and is a predicted model, not a curated record. Bases 1 to 492 code for a protein of 163 amino acids. The transcript has a single exon.
AUGCAAGGUCAUUUAGCAAAAUUUGAUGAAGUACAAAUAAAGAUGUCUAUGCUAAAUAAACCAAUAGAUGAAGCUGAUUUAUGUGCACGUUUCCUUCAGACACUGCCAAAAGAAUUUGAUUACAUUUACAUAACUUGGCAUGAUCUGCCACAAGCUGACAAAACAUGGCACAAACUACAAAAAAGGUGUUUGAAUUAUGAGGUGCGAAUUCAAGACAGAGAAGAAACAAAUGUAGCUGCUGCAAUGUUUUCAAGGACCAAGGGAAGUGUGUCUACACAGCAACGAAGCAAAAUUAAAUUGGGUAAUGCGAAAAAGGUGCAAAAUUCAACUAACCGCGAUGUGAAGAAAUGUUUUUCAGGUGGUAAGUUUGGACACAUUUCGAAAGACUGCAAAACGGGCAUAGUGUGUUUUAAAUGCAAAAGCAAGGGUCAUAUAUCCAGGAACUGUCCUAGUGGUGGUGGUGGUGGUGGUUCUGCAAUGUAUCAGCUGUGA